GCUGCGGCCGCAUCCCCCCACCCCUCGCCCCGGAGCUUCGCGCCCAGACCCCGGCGAGUCCGCGGAACAGCCUCGGCCUCGGGCCACCACCUCGGGCAGACUCCGCAGAGGCCCGCCUAGCCUUCUGCCUGCUGUCCCUAUGAAGAAAACCAACAUGUGGUUCCUGGAGCGGCUUCGGGGGUCCGGGGAGAACGGUGCUGCUGGGGGCGAGGCUGGGGACAAGGCCUCUAAGGGGCCCCUGUACAGCAACGUGCUCACGCCCGACAAGAUUCCCGACUUCUUCAUCCCCCCCAAGCUUCCGGCCAGCCCCGCGGAGCCCGAGGGGCAGGGCGAGCCGGGCCCGGCCGCGGAGCAGAGCCUAGCCUCCGCCUCGCCCCGCCGAGCCCCCCGGAGCCCUCGGCUGCCCGCCAAGCUGGCGGCCGAGAGCAAGAGCCUGCUGAAGGCGGCCACCCGGCAUGUGAUCCAGAUUGAGAGCGCCGAGGACUGGCCGGCUGAGGAGGCCACCACCAACUCCGACCCCCAGGCCCAGGGUGCCAUGUCCCUGCCCUCGGUGCCCAAGGCCCAGACGUCCUAUGGCUUCACCACGCUGGCCGAGAGCCCCCACACGCGGCGCAAGGAGUCUCUGUUCCACAGCGAGCACGGGGCCCUGGCCCAGGUGGGCUCCCCUGGAGCCCGGCGCCGCCGUGGGGGUGUCAAGGCUAAUGGGGGCGAUGGGGUGUCCAGGGAGGCUGGCGGGGCCCUCAUGAGCCCCAGCCGCUACUUCAGUGGUGGGGAGAGUGAUACGGGGUCCUCGGCCGAGUCCUCCCCCUUUGGGUCCCCCCUGCUCUCGCGCUCUGUGUCGCUGCUCAAAGGCUUCGCCCAGGACAGCCAGGCCAAGGUGAGCCAGCUCAAGCACUCCGUGGCCCGCCACGGCUCCCUGUCGGCCGAUGACAGCACCCCGGACACCAGCCCUGGGGCUCGGCGCCGCCUGACUCGCAGGCCCGCCCCGGAGGCAGGCUCGGAGCCAGGCCAGGUGCCCCGCGCGGAGCACGCGGUGCGCAUGGGCACGCGGGGCAGCGUGCGGCUGCUGGCCGAGUACGAGGCGGCACAGGCGCGCCUGCGAGUGCGGCUGCUGGCCGCCGAGGGCCUAUACGACCACCUCUGCGACGCCCGAAGCAUCAACUGCUGCGUCGGCUUGUGCCUGGUCCCUGGAAAGCUCCAGAAGCAGCGCAGUACCAUCAUUAAGAACAGCCGCCACCCCAUCUUCAAUGAGGACUUCUUUUUCGAUGGCCUCGGGCCGGCCAGUGUCCGCAAACUGGCCCUCAGGAUCAAGGUGGUCAACAAGGGUAGCAGUCUCAAGCGGGACACGCUGCUGGGGGAGAAGGAGCUGCCCCUGACCUCUCUGCUCCCCUUUUUGUAAAGGCUUCUUGCCGCAGCCCACCCUUUAUCCCUCCCGCAGGAGCCGAGGGGAGAAUCCCACCUCCCCUCCGCACCCAGAUUCUGAGAGGCAGAAGGCCAGUUGGCUGGGCGGGAGCCGGGGAGGGGGAGGUGGGUUUAAACUAAAGGCGGGCUGGGCCCUGAUGCUGCAGCGGGGGCUUUCCUAGGUUGCUGGAUGGUUACCGGGAUGCUAUUUUUCAUGGAUUAGGUUUUUUGAAGGAGAAAGAGAGGGGGCUGCCAGGUAAAAGAAGGUCAUUUGCAGGGUUGAGCAUCCCCCCUGUGCCCCAAGUUCCGUCCGUGCCUGGCGAUGUGGUCUCAUCCCCUUCAGAGUUCUGGAAAGGGGCUCUCAGGUGGCUGGGAGUCUGCCGGGAGGUGGCCAGGGUGGGUCACAGGCCUAGAGGCCUCGGGUGCUGAGGCUGAGCUGAAUCUUUUGCUGUGUUGCACGAGCCCCCCUCCCCCAGGCCAGCCAGCCAGACCCCAGAAAGCAGCGCCAGGUCCAGGGCUCUGCCCCAUGGGGCUCUGGGAGGCAGCAGUGCUGUGAAGCUCCUGGUGCAGGAAGUCCCCAAAAAUGAAAAUGGGAGCAGUAGUUCCUCUUCUGUCCCUGGGGCCAGACAGCCCUCCUGCAGGCUGUUUUCCUCCACCUUCCCUGCUUGCUUUUUGGGCACAGAGCUGCCUGGCUUGUCCACUGCACCUGCUUGGGACCUCUGGCCCUGCUGGAGCCUCCUUCCCCUGGAGGGGGUGCUCAGAAGGCACCCAGAGAGCAGCCCCCAUCCCUCCUAGGCUGCCACCCUGCCCCCUCCUGCCCAACACCCUUGCCAGCUGGACACUAGGGAGUGAUGCCCAGCGACUGA
Artibeus jamaicensis (Jamaican fruit-eating bat) is the source of this 2267-nucleotide messenger RNA. It is a transcript of the gene C2CD4C, whose product is annotated as C2 calcium dependent domain containing 4C. Bases 140 to 1399 code for a protein of 419 amino acids. The record is from RefSeq and is a predicted model, not a curated record. The transcript is spliced from 2 exons. Lineage: Eukaryota; Metazoa; Chordata; Mammalia; Chiroptera; Phyllostomidae.